Spinacia oleracea (spinach) is the source of this 2367-nucleotide messenger RNA. RefSeq lists its product as uncharacterized. Gene Ontology annotation, molecular function: S-adenosylmethionine-dependent methyltransferase activity. The record is from RefSeq and is a predicted model, not a curated record. Gene Ontology annotation, biological process: endocytosis. NCBI's taxonomy places the organism in Eukaryota, Viridiplantae, Streptophyta, Magnoliopsida, Caryophyllales, Amaranthaceae. The transcript has 15 exons. Gene Ontology annotation, cellular component: clathrin vesicle coat; membrane. Bases 69 to 1865 code for a protein of 598 amino acids.
UUGGCAUAAACCAAGCCUCUCCUUUCCUUUCAUCUCUUCCCAAUCACCUCUCUUUCUCUCUCUCAACAAUGGCGCUGUGUUCCAGAACUCUGACAUCCACAUCCCUCUACUGCAACGGCAAUGGCAGCUCAAUUACAAACCACAAAACAUCAAAAAGAGAAGCUCGUCAUUCACUCAGCAUUCACAUGAUGGCUUCAACCAUGGAGUCUUACGAAGAGGGUAACCUCGAAAGACCCAAAUGGAGUGGCGAAACCCCUCUUUCUCGUCUCGUUGGCACUCUCAUUUCCUUCAAACCCCUCUAUGCUGUCAUGAAGUUUGGUGCUAGACAAGCCCUUAUCAGUACAGCUGAGAAAACAAAUAUACCAUGGAGGGAGAUGACUAAGGAGAUAUUGGAAUCGGAGGUCUACAAGGAGAUGGAGAGCGUUCGAAACCCUGCCAUUUUAUACCCAGAUUAUUAUCUGAAUCCCUUCCAUGCCUACGAUGAAGGAAACCUUUCAUGGCUGGCUGCAGCAGAAGCAGAGCCUGCGACUAUGUCAAUUACUAGAAGAGCUAUACCUGAUGCGUCUUCCCUGGAUGAGGCAAUUGAUAUAGUACGUGGGAAUUGGCUUCGAGCAAUUGAGCAACAUCAUCAACAAUACUCUGUUAACUCCACUGUUGAAGAUAUCUUAGAUAUAGGAUGCUCGGUUGGUUGGAGCACAAGAUUUCUGGCCAACACAUUCCCUUCUGCUAAUGUUAUUGGGCUGGACUUGUCACCUUAUUUUUUGGCUGUUGCUCAAUAUAAAGAAAAGAAUAUACCUUCAAACAGCAACUGCAUAAAAUGGGUGCAUGCAAAUGGUGAAGAUACGGGCUUGCCAGCCAAGUCAUUUGACGUUGUUUCAAUCGCUUAUGUCCUGCAUGAAUGUCCAGCAAAAGCGACAGUUAAUUUGGUGAAAGAAGCAUUCAGGCUUCUUAGACCAGGUGGUACCCUUGCCAUCACAGAUAAUUCGCCCAAGUCAAAGAUCCUUCAGGUAAAACAUCUAAAAAUCCCAUCAAAUUCAAAUGGCGAAGAGAAAAUUGAUGAAACCGAAGAUGACGACGCAAUUCAGCUUGUCCUCUUUCAAGUUCCUGAAUGCUAUGUCUACAUCAUACCCCCAAGGAAAAGUGCUGCUUCAUACAGAGCUGAUGAAUGGGAUGUAAAUAAAUGGGCAUGGGAGGGAGUCUUGAAAGUUAUUAGCAAGGGAGAAGAGUGCAUAAUCAGACUUGAGGAUAAGUCAACAGGUGAACUCUAUGCUCGGGCUUUUUUGAGAAAAGGAGAGCCACAUCCUGUGGAAACUGUAAUUGAUAGUAGCAGAUACUUUGUGCUUCGAAUAGAAGAGAACAUAGGUGGUCGUCUUCGACAUGCUUUUGUUGGGAUAGGGUUUCGUGAGAGAACUGAAGCUUAUGACUUCCAAGCUGCUCUGCAUGACCAUAUGAAGUAUCUUGAUAAGAAGAAAACUGCUGAAGAAAUGGAACAACAAUUCCAGAAUUCUUCAGCAAUUGAUUAUAGUUUGAAAGAUGGAGAGACCCUUGUUCUUCAGUUGAAAAAAAAACCUGGUGGCAAUAUAAAGCUGAAAUCCAUUGAUGAGGGUGUGAACAACCUAUCAAUAACGGAUAAAAGUAAAGCUAAAGAGCCCUUACUUUCUAUCAGACCACCUCCUCCUCCGCCACCAACCCUCUCACCAACUUCUUCUCCUAAAACUCCUAGAUCUCCAAGUUCUAAUCCUAACAAAACAUUCGAAGAGGAGAAAGAAGAUCCCAGUAAAGAGCCUGAUUUUAAUUUUAAGGAAAAUCAAAGUUCAGAAGAUACAGCAGAUGAGGACUUUGGGGAUUUUCAAGCAGCUGGCUGAUUUGUUAUCAUGUAUAAAUAAAUUUCUGUUCAUAAAUGAAAUUUCUUUCGAACAAGGCUCGUGAACCGUGUACAUGGUGGGUUUAAGUUACCUGUUUCCGAAAUACUCUCGUAAGCAGGUCCAGGAACAGGAACAGGAACAGGAACGGAAGUGAAAUGUUCGAGAAUCAGUACAAAGUUGUCUUCUCUUGUUGAUAAAGGCUGUUUGGGUCCUUGUGUGAUACCGUGGUGAGUAAGACAUUUUAUUUGGAAUUCAGGAUUUCGUUUUGGAUGUUUCUUUAAAACCUUCUUUCCUUUAUGGGAAUUUCUUUCCUCGUUUGUUAAAGACAAAAGGAAAGGUUAAGUGUAGUAGUGGUUGAUGCCUUUAAGCUACAUACAUAGCUCCAUUACCUUGCUUCAUCAAUUAUUAAAAGUUUGUCAAUUAUUAAUUGGGUUGUAAAAAGUACGGUUACUUGAUUUAUUUUGGACUAUUGAGAUAGAUAAACAAGCAAAAUUAUCCGAGA